AUGGCUCCAGAUAUUUCCAUGACUACUACUCAGAUCCAAAAACCAUCAAACCCUAACACCGACACAACCACCAACACUCCUUCAUCAUCAACUUGGAUGUGGAACCCUAAACAACAUCAACAUCAAGAACAAGAAGAUGAAGAUUCAUGGGAGGUAAGAGCUUUUGCAGAAGACACAAGGAACAUCAUGAACACAACAUGGCCACCAAGAUCCUACACCUGCACUUUUUGUAGAAGAGAGUUCCGCUCAGCUCAAGCUCUUGGUGGUCAUAUGAAUGUCCACCGCCGCGACCGAGCUCGUCUCCAUCAAAAUCAACCACCUUUAAAUUCCCCUCAUCAUCCUUCUUCUCCGUUCAUACAUAUCCCUCCUCCAGAGCUUGUUAAUGCUGGAUUGUGCCUUUUUUACCAUCCACCAAACCCUAAUAUUUCUUCCUUCAAUGAUUCUAAUGGAGAUUCUCCUUCAACUUUUCUCUCUAUAUCAUCAUCAUCUUAUCCAACAAACAACUUCAUGAUGCAAAUGCAAAUGCAAACUUGUUCUCCUCCAUCUUUUCAUUUUCAGGCUAAUUCAGCUAGGAACUUGAUCAAUCAAAGCAUCUCUUCUUUUUCUAACAAACCUGCUAUCUGCACCUCCAUUGACGAUAAGGUUCAUGAAAUUGAAGAGCUUGAUCUUGAGCUACGUUUGGGGAACAAGCCAUCACCGGCAUGA
This is a messenger RNA of Lathyrus sativus (Indian pea), 705 nucleotides long. NCBI's taxonomy places the organism in Eukaryota, Viridiplantae, Streptophyta, Magnoliopsida, Fabales, Fabaceae. The record is from the annotation of a GenBank genome assembly.